UGUGAUUACUAUAGUUUUACAAUCCUUACAUCGUUCCUAGGAACUUCCUCGGUGUCGCAGUGAAAACGCUACAUUUAUAAAUUGAUUCUUUUCCAGCGUCCCCUUGUUUACUCCCAAAUCAGCCUAUCACUCGCAAUGUCGGAAGGCCCAGUUCACAGAGUCAUUUCAGCCGCUGAGGUGUAUAGUUUUCCUCAGGGGCACUUGGGGCAUCUCAGUGACCUUGAGUCCCAUGCUCUGGACGAGUUCAGAACGCUCUGCACUGAAAAGAAUCUCUACAGUGGAACUAAGAAAUAUGAUUUUGGUUCCCACGAUGACACGACUCUGCUGCGCUUCUUGAGAGCAAGACGUUUUAAUGUCCAGGAUGCUUUUGAGCAGUACAAGGAUACCGAAGAAUGGCGCGCCGCGAAUCAACUAGAAACACUCUAUGAAACCAUUGAUUUGCAACAUUUUGAAGAGACACGGCGACUUUACCCACAGUGGACCGGCCGACGGGACAAACGCGGAAUCCCAGUGUAUAUAUUCGAAGUGAAGCAUCUAGAUGCGAAGGCCAUGGCAACGUAUGAGAAGAGUGCAGCUCAGACGCACAGCAAGGCGAAAACAGAUGGCAACACGCCACCGAAACUGCUCAGGCUAUUCACUCUAUAUGAGAAUCUGACACGCUACGUUCUACCAUUAUCGACAGCAAUGACUGACCGUCCACACCCCACCACGCCGAUCACACAGUCGAACAACAUCGUUGACAUUUCUGGUGUGGGAUUGAAGCAAUUCUGGAACCUCAGGGCGCACAUGCAAAGUGCCAGCCAGUUGGCAACAGCACAUUACCCUGAAACCCUCGAUCGCAUUUUCAUCAUCGGCGCACCCUACUUCUUCCCAACAGUAUGGGGCUGGAUUAAGCGCUGGUUCGAUCCAAUCACCACAUCGAAGAUUUUUAUCCUCUCGCCGAGCGAUAUGAAGUCAACGCUGGAAUCAUUUAUUGAACCAGCUAAUAUCCCCAAGAAAUAUGGCGGCGAACUGGAGUUCAACUGGUGCGACCCACCUGUUUAUGAUCCGGCGCUAAACGAUGUCAUCACUUGGAAGAAUGGCUAUAAAACUCUCCCUACUGGUCCUAUGUACUGGCGCGACAAAGGCGACCACAUCGAGCUGGAAGCGGUUGGUGCCGCCGAUGGCAAGCAACGACGAGAUAUUGUUGCGACAGUACGCAAAACCGCGGUAGUGGCCGAGACAGAGGAGGCGGACAAGACGACCGAGGAAGUGCUACAGACACUUCCAGCUGCAACGGCUGAAGCCAUCAAUGCAGCCUCUGCAGGCCAACCUAAGCCCGGCUCUUACGUCGUGGCCCCAGAAGGAAUUGCAACGCUCUCGCUGCAAGACGAUAAAAACUACACGGAUGUCAAUGAGAAGCAAGAUGCUGCUCCAGAUGCGUCAGCACCAGAGGAAGUGAACAAGGCUUAGUGGUCGAUCGCACGACCUAUAGAAGCAUUGAAGAGGCGCAUAUAGGAGAGAAGCGGCAAUGAGGUGAGCAGCGAGGUGUCAGGCGGGAGGUAUAGCCAUAGAGGCUAUAUGGCGCAUAUAUGGAUGUUAGUAUAAUAUACCCGAUAUCGUGCUGCAAGUAGAGCUGGAAAGACGGAUAUAAAGAGCAGUUGCGUGUCAAAUGUGACUGAUAAGCCAACCGUUGGUUUUAUUUACUAGACUAGAAGAUAAACUAAGAGCCUUUUUAUUCCACUGUUGAGCUUCAUAUCACUCAAUUCAUUUUCAAGCCAAGCCAAGUUAGUGUG
Pseudogymnoascus verrucosus is the source of this 1775-nucleotide messenger RNA. RefSeq lists its product as uncharacterized. Lineage: Eukaryota; Fungi; Ascomycota; Leotiomycetes; Thelebolales; Thelebolaceae. The record is from RefSeq and is a predicted model, not a curated record. The coding region runs from base 136 to 1452 and encodes 438 amino acids. The transcript has 3 exons.